This is a messenger RNA of Westerdykella ornata, 2733 nucleotides long. RefSeq lists its product as uncharacterized. Bases 1 to 2733 code for a protein of 910 amino acids. The transcript has 4 exons. Gene Ontology annotation, molecular function: microtubule binding; GTPase activity; GTP binding. The record is from RefSeq and is a predicted model, not a curated record. NCBI's taxonomy places the organism in Eukaryota, Fungi, Ascomycota, Dothideomycetes, Pleosporales, Sporormiaceae. Gene Ontology annotation, cellular component: membrane; cytoplasm; microtubule.
AUGAGCGGCAGAGUCAUUGCUGCGCGGCUCCAAGCCGGCCGGCUUCGACCCAAUGCCGCCCUCCGCUUUGGAAGAGCAUGGUCGAUGCGCAGCUAUGCUCUGCAUAACAUGCCCGCCACCCGCCAGAUUUCCUUUGCCAGAGCUAUCCCUAAGCUUGCGACAAAGUUUGCAACUGCCGGUGCAGCUGCCGGGGGUGCAGUGGUCGCCGGAGUUUCCUAUAUUCAGUAUCAAGCAGGCCAGGCCGGCGGUUACAUAGCAGACGUAUUUUAUAAAACCAAAGACGGCGCCUCCGAGUUUGCUUCCGGCGCGUUAGACACAGCCUCCGGAGUUUUGGAUCAAAUUGCACGCGGAUGGGACUCUACAAAGGAGGAUUUGGAGAAGGUCGACUAUCCGGAAUGGUUACAGCGACUCAUGUCAAGAGAUGAUGAAGCAGGCUCCGGUGGUGGAAGCGGACGUGGUCAAGGACCAGAGGAGCCAAAGAAAAGCGGCGCUGGAAAAGCUGCAGCAGGUGCUACAGCAGCGGGAGCAUUUGCUUAUGCGGACAAGGAAGAAGGCGAUGAGGAUGAGAAAGCCGAGGGAGAACGGAUCGCAAGAGAUGAACAGAUGAUGAUGUUGACCAGGAAGAUGAUUCAGAUCCGGGGACUGCUGCAGACCGUUGGACAGUCCGAUUCUCUCACCCUUCCGUCCAUCGUGGUUAUUGGAUCUCAGUCCUCAGGCAAGAGCUCGGUGCUGGAAGCUAUUGUUGGCCAUGAAUUCCUGCCCAAAGGAUCAAAUAUGGUUACCCGCCGGCCCAUCGAGCUCACCCUCGUCAACACCCCUGACGCUCAUGCAGAAUACGGAGAGUUUCCUGCCCUUGGCCAGGCGAGAAUCACGGAUUUCGGACAGAUACAGAAAACACUGACAGAUCUCAAUUUGGCUGUGCCACCGGAACAAUGCGUCUCAGACGAUCCAAUCCAGCUGAGGAUAUAUUCCCCGAACGUCCCAGAUCUUUCCCUCAUCGACCUUCCCGGAUACAUCCAGGUUACGGGCAGGGACCAACCACCAGAGUUGAAAGAAAAGAUUGCCGAACUUUGCGAUAAAUACAUCAAAGCCCCGAAUGUUAUUCUGGCAAUCUCCGCCGCAGAUGUGGAUAUGGCAAACAGCACUGCUCUGAGAGCAUCCCGGAGAGUCGAUCCAAGAGGCGAAAGAACUCUCGGUGUUAUCACGAAGAUGGAUCUCGUUGACCCCGAGCGCGGUGCCUCGCUGCUGAAGGACCAAAAAUAUGCUCUGCGACUGGGAUAUGUGGGUGUGGUUUGCCGCGCACCCUCAAAUGCGUCAAGUUCGAAGCUGUUCCAUCGUGGAAGCGGUAAUAUCAUGCAAGCCGUGACGAAGAAUGAGGCGGCCUAUUUCUCAUCCCAUCCGGAGUUUGGGCCUGAUUCUCACCUUGCCGUUGGGACCAAGAGCUUGAGGAAGAAGCUAAUGCAUGUGCUCGAGCAGACGAUGGCCGCGAGUCUGAAGACAACUGCCGAGGCGAUCCAACGGGAGCUUGCAGAAGCAACCUACGAGUACAAGGUGCAAUACAAUGAGCGGCCCCUCAGCGCAGAGUCCUACCUUGCGGAAUCCCUGGACGCGUUCAAGCAUGCAUUCCGCGGAUUUUCAGAGCAAUUCGGCCGCGAACAAGUGCGGGAGCUCCUCAAGCACGAGCUGGACCAACAGGUGCUGAACCUGUUGGCACAAAAAUAUUGGAACCGACCAUUUGACGACCUCAGUGCCGCAGUUCCGGAAAGCGACCCUUUGAGCGGUCUGAUGAAGGCAGAUCCGCAGGGUCAGAAUCAGAUCUGGCAGAUUAAGCUGGACAGCUCCAGCGCCGCAUUGACAAAGUUGGGAGUCGGCCGAUUAGCAACGAGUGUCGUGGCCAAUGCUCUCCAAGCGCACAUUGACAGAUUGAUUACCCAAUCGAGGUUCUCCGCGCAUCCUUUUGCCCGCCAAGCCAUCACUGAAGCAUCAACAUCUAUCCUGAAGGAUCUGUCGUACGAUAUCGCAGACGAGCUUGAAAUAUGCAUCAAGCCGUACAAAUACCGUAUUGAGGUGGAAGAUCACGAGUGGGCGAAGGGAAGGGACAAUGUCGCAAAAGUCCUGAAGGAGGAGCUCAAAGUGUGUGAGGACGCGGUCAAGAGACUCGAGGAGCAAAUGGGCGGUCGGAAGAAGGUGAAGGAUGUGAUGAGCUUCAUCGACCGUGUACGGAGUGGACAGGUGGUCCUGGAAGGAGACGGUGUUGGCGGUGCCGGCGGUUUCAGUGCCGCGCUUCUACGAAAAGGGCGAGAAGCAGUUUUCCUGCGCGACCGGGUCGAUGUCCUCAAAAUGCGGCUGAUGGCAGUAAAAUCCAAACAGUGUGCCAACAAGAAGAACAAAUAUCAUUGCCCUGAGGUCUUCUUAGACGCAGUGGCAGACAAACUGACCACCACCGCUGACUUAUUCUUGGACGCUGAACUUCUGUCCAAGUUCUACUACAUUUUCCCGCGCGAACUCGAUGCCCGCCUGGGCAGGGGCCUCUCACAGGCCGAAAUCGACCGCUUCGCGCGCGAAGACCCCAAGAUCCGCCGCCACCUCGACGUCGUGCGGCGGAAGGAGCUCCUCGAGCACGUCCUCAAGGAGAUGGAGAGUCUACGGCAGUUGGAAGCGCGGGAGAAGCGGUAUUCAGCGCGACUUGAAGAAGGGCGCGAGAGAAGAAAAGGGGGAUGGGGAUUGUUUUGA